CGAGAACCGUGGGGACGGCCUGUGUCGCUGUCCUUCUCGCCGAUUUACCAAAGAGCCAACCUUAAUCCGAGUGGUUCUUUUCGAAAUCCCGUGGAUGUUACGGUUUAAAUGACCAUUUCGCCUUUAUACUGAGGGAGCUGCACGUGCAUCUCUUGCACGGCGGCCUCCCAUUGUUAUGAACAAUCCGCUAAGAAGUGCAUGUGGCGAUCGUCAUGUUGUGCACGCGCCCGGCCUUUCUCGUUUCUUGCAGAGCAUAAAUUAUUAGGAAACAUUAAAAAUGUAGCUAAAACAGCUAAUAAGGAUCAUUUGGUUACAGCCUAUAACCAUCUUUUUGAAACUAAGCGUUUCAAAGGUACUGAAAGUGUAAGCAAAGUGACCGAGCAAGUGAAAAAUGUGAAGCUUAAUGAAGAAAAGCCCAAGGAAACCAAGACUGAAGAGACACUGGAUGAGGGUCCACCAAAAUACACAAAAUCUAUUCUGAAAAAGGGAGAUAAAACCAACUUUCCCAAAAAGGGAGAUGUUGUUCACUGCUGGUACACAGGAACGCUACAGGAUGGGACAGUUUUUGAUACUAAUAUUCAAACAAGUUCAAAGAAGAAGAAAAAUGCCAAGCCCUUAAGUUUUAAGGUUGGAGUGGGCAAAGUUAUCAGAGGAUGGGAUGAAGCACUUUUGACUAUGAGUAAAGGUGAAAAAGCUCGACUUGAGAUUGAACCAGAAUGGGCUUACGGAAAGAAAGGCCAGCCUGAUGCUAAAAUUCCACCAAAUGCAAAACUAAUUUUUGAAGUAGAAUUAGUGGAUAUUGAUUGAAGCAGCAGUAUUUCAGAUCUGAAGACAUCAAAGC
Fukomys damarensis (Damara mole-rat) is the source of this 841-nucleotide messenger RNA. RefSeq names its product FKBP prolyl isomerase 3 (gene Fkbp3). The transcript has 7 exons. The record is from RefSeq and is a predicted model, not a curated record. Gene Ontology annotation, molecular function: peptidyl-prolyl cis-trans isomerase activity. Lineage: Eukaryota; Metazoa; Chordata; Mammalia; Rodentia; Bathyergidae. Bases 199 to 807 code for a protein of 202 amino acids.